UAGAGGAUGACAAACGAAGAUGUCACAGCCACUGGCGGCCAGCAGCAACUGCAGCUGACACCAAAGCAACCGCCGUGGCGACUGACCAACGAUGAAGAGUUUUCAGCAAUGGUUAAUGCUUUGAAGAAUGUCAUUAUGGGUGUUUCCAGUCACCAAAACGGAUAUGGUUUUAGAAUAUUAUCUCCGGCAACCAAGGGGUGCUCUGUUCUGCUCUCUGUACCUGAAACUUGUACGGUUUGUAAAGUUAAUGGGUGUCUUGGGUGUAAUUAUUUUCAUGGUCCGAUUAAGAAAAAGAGGAAAAACUACAGAGGAGUGAGGCAGCGGCCGUGGGGGAAAUGGGCAGCGGAGAUACGGGACCCGCGUAAAGCCGCCCGGGUGUGGUUGGGGACAUUUGAGACUGCAGAGGCAGCGGCUCGGGCUUAUGACCGAGCCGCCAUUGAAUUCCGUGGUCCCAGGGCGAAGCUCAAUUUUUCAUUUACGGAUUACACGGACUCGGAAAAUGUGUCACCCCCUACUAGCAAGCCGGAAAGUAGCAAUCGAUGGAAAUCGGAGUUGGGCGAAGAAGCGGGGAAGAAACCGGUUAUGGAAAACGAUUUCUUGGAGGGAAUUGGGGAAGUUGAUGUUCAAGAAUGGAUGAUGAUGGAUUUUAAUGGGGAGUCUUCUGAUUCAACUCUUGGUGGAAGUGUUUGAUCCAUAAUUCUAAAAUAUGUAAUCAGUUAAUAACGGUUGAGAAUCGUUUUUUGUUGAUUGUUAUAGGCAAUCACUGUUUUGUUUGUAAAAGAACAUGAAUAUAAUUUUUAUCCGGUUUCAGUUUCGGUUUCCGAUCGAUCUGUCUGGGCCGGUUUACUAUGAUUAUUAAAUGAAAUACAUUGCUUAUUGGCUUCUAGGU
Molecule: messenger RNA, 889 nt
Organism: Helianthus annuus (common sunflower)
Lineage: Eukaryota; Viridiplantae; Streptophyta; Magnoliopsida; Asterales; Asteraceae
Product: ethylene-responsive transcription factor ERF109
Exons: 1
Coding region: 7-690 (227 amino acids)
Biological process (GO): ethylene-activated signaling pathway; regulation of DNA-templated transcription
Molecular function (GO): DNA binding; DNA-binding transcription factor activity
Source: RefSeq, a predicted model, not a curated record